AUGGGGAUUGGUUCCUUGGUACUACAAGAAAGAACAAUAAUUGAAAGUGAGAUAUUUGAAGAUGGUAUCUCAAGUAACCAUAAUUCCAGAAGACUUGCUGAUUAUACUAAUGAAGUUGCUGACUUCAUCAUUGAAGAAACUACAAGAAACAAAAGAAAAGGGGAAGAAGAUAAGACAAUCAUUGAAACUCACAAGUUGCAAACAUUAGUAGAAGGACAACUUUUCAAAGAUAAAAAAAUGUUCAAAUCUGGACUUUGCUACUAUGCCAUGAUCAACAACUUUCAAUUUAGAACAAAGAGAUCAGAACCAAGAGAGUAUGUUGUCACUUGUGUGGAUGAGAACUGUAAAUGGUAUGUUAGAGCUUCUACAUUCAAACAUAUUGAAUAUUUCAAAGUUAGGAAGUAUGUGAAAGAGCACACAUGCUCAUUGGAAGUCAUCAUGGAGGAUCAUAGACAAGCAAAUUGCAAUGUCAUUGGAGAGCUCAUCAAGACAAAAUUUACGACAAUCAAGAGAGUGCACACACCAAAUGAUAUCAUGAAAGAUAUGCUUGAUGAUUAUGGAGUAUCUAUGAGUUACUCAAAAGCUUGGAGAUCAAGAGAAAAAGCUAUAGAAUUGGUAAGAGGAAAGACAGAUGAAUCAUACCAACAGUUACCAAUGUAUCUUCAUAUGUUAAAAGUAGCAAAUCCUGGAACCAUUACUAGCUUGACCACAGAUAACAAAGAUCGAUUCAAAUACUUGUAUCUAGCAUAUGCACAUUCCAUCAAAGGAUGGCAACAUUGUAGACCAAUUAUUGUGGUUGACGGAACCUUCAUGAAAUCUUCAUAUCGAGGCACAUUGUUCACAACAUCUACAAUGGAUGCAAGUAACAAUAUUUUUCCAUUAGCAUUUGGUGUUGGCGAUUCAGAGAAUGAUGAAGCUUGGGAAUAUUUCUUCACAAAGCUCAAAGAAACAUAUGGAGAACGUAAAGAUCUAGUAAUCAUAUCUGAUAGACAUCAAAGCAUCAAAAAUGCUGUUCAAACAGUAUACCCUAAUGUCUUCCAUGGAGCAUGCAUUUUUCAUCUACUUAACAACAUUAAGGCCAAUCUUCAUAUCCAUGGAGAUGAUUUGACUAUAAACUUUGUUAAAGUAGCAAAAGCAUAUACAUUGGUUGGGUUUGAGUACUAUAUGGCUGCUCUUGACAAAAUAGAUGCCCGUAUAAGGCCUUACUUAGAAAAAGUAGGUUGCCAUACAUGGGCGAGAUCUCACUCACCAAAAAGGAGAUAUACCAUGAUGACAUCAAAUAUAGCGGAGUCUAUUAAUGCAGCAAAUAAAGCGGCAAGGAAUUUGCCAAUAACCUUAAUGUUGGAAUGCAUAAGAAGCGUUGUACAAAAAUGGGUUUGGACUAAUGGAAAUGAGGCGAAUGGAACCUUUACAGCGAUAUCAUCAGAAGCUGAAGCUGUAUUGAGAGAGAACUAUCUAAAAUCUACUAAAUUUGAGGUGAGACAAUGCAAAACUAUUUUUUCAGAAGUGAUUGAAGAAAGAGGAACUUAUAUAGUCAAUAUUCAAGAGAAAACAUGCACAUGUAGAAGGUUUCAAGAAGAUGAAGUACCAUGUUCACAUGCACUUGCUGUCAUUGCAAAAAAAAGGCUAAAUUGCUAUGAGUUUUGUUCUGCUUACUACAAAACUGAAACAAUGAAAGCAACUUAUGCAGAAACAGUUUAUCCUUUGCCACAUGAGGAUGAAUGGAGUCUACCAGAAGAAUUGGACAUACUUGUCCUACCUCCAAAAGGAAAAAUUCCUCCCGGUAGACCAAGGAGGAGAAGGAUAAGAGCACGGGGAGAGCCAAGAGUGGUUAUGAAGUGUGGACGAUGUGGCAAAUCAGGUCAUAAUAGAAAAACGUGCAGAAACCCACCUAUGGAGAAGCCACACAAGCCAAGAGAAUGA
Messenger RNA from Cannabis sativa, 1923 nucleotides. RefSeq lists its product as uncharacterized. NCBI's taxonomy places the organism in Eukaryota, Viridiplantae, Streptophyta, Magnoliopsida, Rosales, Cannabaceae. Gene Ontology annotation, molecular function: nucleic acid binding; zinc ion binding. The transcript has 3 exons. Bases 1 to 1923 code for a protein of 640 amino acids. The record is from RefSeq and is a predicted model, not a curated record.